UUAUAAAAUUAAUUUUAAAAAUGUUUUAUUGUAUUUAUUUUAGCUUGUUGCCAUAAAUUGGACUGGAGGCAUAAAUAUUAAGGUAUAAUCUCAUGAAUCCAAGGUGACUAAAUGAUACAUAAAUUGGACUGGAGGCAUAAAUAUUAAGGUAUAAUCUCAUGAAUCCAAGGUGACUAAAUGAUACAUGAUGGCAAAGAAACGUUAAAAGAAGAUUAAAGCUUUCUCUUUCAAAAUGUUUUUGUAUUCAUUAGAAAUAAACUCUAUUUUUUGAAUGGUAUACAAGGUUUCUGUCUUUUUCUUUUAGUAUUUAAAAAGCGUUUUAAAAAUAUUUUAUUAUAUGAAUAUAACUGUUGUGGGUAUUUGUUUUAAAAGUUUUUUUACAGUUUUUAUUUAUUCAUUUAUUUUUUUCAUUUUUCCAUUUUAAAAAGACCUUAGUGGUAUGAAUUUGGUUAUACUGCCCCCGUGUGUCAAACAUCCGGUAUCAGCUCCCUAACGUCAUUUCCGGUUGAAUUACGAAAACCGGAAAGGAGGUUCUUUUGUUUUGAAGGAGGAAAUUUUAAAAUCGGACGUCGUUAAAGUAAACACAGAAAUGAACGGAGCAACUUUUACUCGGGUUAAGAUGAGCAACGAGUGACUUUUUUCGACAGUAGGUCAGAUCGGGUUGGUUUGAGCAUGGGGAGGACGAGGAGGUCGAAGGAAAUCCCUGUCCCGCAGGGCUGCUGUGUGCUGUGCAGAAUCAGUGAUGACGACCCAGCCUUGUUGGGGGAAAAGCUCACCCUCAAACAGCAUAACCUCACCGUCCACUACCUCUGCUUGCUGACGUCCUGUGGGGUUUACCAGAGAGGGAAAGAAGACGAGGGGAUCAUGGGUUUCCUGGUGGAAGACAUCAGGAAGGAGGUGCGCAGGUCUUCCUUUCUGACGUGUUUCUCCUGUAAGAAGAAGGGAGCGUGUGUCGGCUGCAACAUCAGAACCUGCAGAAAGAUGGUCCACUUCCCCUGUGGGAGGAAACUCAACUUCAUAUCUCAGUUUACUGAACCGUUUCCGUCGUACUGCAAGACGCACGCUCCCUCCCAGAUUCUGAAUGUGGACCCAAACAUCAGCCUGCCUCAGUCCUGCUCCGUCUGUUUGGACUCCUUAGACCCGGUUCUGUCCUACUCCGUCCUGAAGUGUCCGUCCUGCCACACCAGCUGGUUCCACAGAGAGUGUGUGCAGCGUCAGGCCUUCAGCGCCGGCCUCUUCUUCUUCAAAUGCACUCUGUGCAACAACAAGGACCGCUUCCAGCAGGAGAUGCUGAAGAUGGGGAUCCACAUCCCAGAGAGAGAUGCUUCAUGGGAGUUGGAGGCCAACGCGUAUUCAGAUCUUCUGGAGGUUUACGAGAACUGCGACUCUCCGUCCUGCCUGUGCGAACACGGACGCUCGCACUCCGACAGCGCCGGCUGGUUCGAGGUUGUCCGCUGCAUCCUGUGUGGAUCUAAAGGGACCCACCGGAAGUGUUCCGGACUGAAUGUGAACACCACGGACUGGGCCUGCGCCGACUGCACUCAGGCCACGGACGGGAAAGCCUCUUUGGUGACUUCACCCCAGGUGGCUCAGAGGAAAAGUCUGGGAUUAAAACGCCACCUCUCCUCCAUGCACUCCCCCAUCAGCUGUAAAAGACCGAUUUUAUCUGAGAAAUCUGGAUCGCCUGAGGAGCUUCUUCGGUCUUUAGGGCCUCAGCUCCAUCCUGGCAUCGUGCAGGUGGAGGUGGACGGGGACCAGGCUUUGUCUGCCGGUCUGGACCUGGUCAGGAGAGCAGACUUUAACGCUACACACUUACUGUCUGUCAAGUUCAAAAACGUGCAGCAGCCCCCCAGCAUCGUGCAGGACACUAACGCAGCCCGACAGUACUUCCUGAAGCUGCUGCACCAGCAGAUCCAGGACUCCGUGGUGUUUGAGGGUCCGUGUGGAUCCAAGAACCUGGCUCUGGACGCUCAGGCGCUCCGUGAUGACCUGUACUUUGACGUGGGCUGCCUGCUGGCUCUGUGUUUGGUUUACGGCGGCCCGUUUCUUGGUUUCUUUUCCCCCGGCCUUUACCAGUGUCUGUUCAACUACCCGCCAAACUGCCCCCUCACUGUCAGUCACAUGACCCCCCAGAGCCACUUCACCCAGCAGGUCACCCGGAUUUCAGAGGCCAAGUCGUUGGAGGAGCUGCGAGGCGUCCUGGAGGAGAGCUGGGAGUUCCUGCAGCUGGCCGGCUGCAGCCGACCCGUCAACGACUUGGAGGACAAGCAGAGCCUGGUGGAGGACCUGGUCAGCUUCACCAUGAUCACCAGGAUGCAGCUGCCCCUGCAGAGGUUCCGGGAGGGUCUGCAGACUCUGGGGGUCUUUAAACAGGUCCAGCUCUUCCCGUCUGUGUUUUACAACAAUUUCUGUGAAGCUACGGUUCACCUGACGGCUCAGGCGCUCGCCCAGCUCUUCAGCGUCCGCUACUCCAAGCAGGAGGACAAACUGACCCAAGAGUUGGUCGUGGUCACCUUCUGGAGGCACCUCCUGCUGGAGUGUGAAGUUGGACGGAGCUCCAUCUCCCUGCAGGACAUCUUUCGUUACUCCACUGGCGCAGAGGAGCUGCCAGCAGCCGGCCUCCUACCCCCUCCCUCCAUCUCCUUCCUUCACCAUCCAGAAUCUACAGAGUCCAAAACGGAGGAGAAAUGGAGCGAUGAAGGUCUGUUCCCCCAGAGCAGACCAGAGUCCGGGAGCCUCCUCCUGCCCGUCACCUCCACCUACAAAGCAUUUAAGAGCUGCAUGGAGCAGGCCAUCAGCCACCACAUCCACCUCCUGCCAGCAUAGACUAAGAGUUUAAAACACGUUUUUUAAGAAAAGAGGAAAUGUUCUCUGUGUGUUUUCGGGCUGAUGGAACAUCUGGAGAUGUUCUUCUGCUCACCUGUUUAAGUCAAAGCAGCUUAGAUCAGUCCAGAUGCAGUGGAGCCGGUUCAUCUUUUUUGGAACUUUUUUCCUCCAAUUAAAAAUAAUCUAAUUAUUUUGUAUUUUACUGUUCUAUCAUUGAGUUUGUGACAACAUUUAUGAAUUUUUCUAUUUCUUUUAAAAUGUGCUACUCCAUGUUUUUAAGCUCUUAAACGUCAAGCUCUGAAGAAAGGCUAUUAAAAAAAAAUCUUCUAAUAGAGAAGUUCGGUGCUUCAUACUUUUAUUUUGUACUUUUAAUCUGAUUUCAAUGUUGUAUCCUUCUGUUUGUCACUUUUCUGUCGUUCUUUUGUAUGUUUUCAAGUGUAAAACCUUAAGAAACAAAGGUUUUUUUUUCUUAACUGAAA
Molecule: messenger RNA, 3305 nt
Organism: Oryzias melastigma (Indian medaka)
Lineage: Eukaryota; Metazoa; Chordata; Actinopteri; Beloniformes; Adrianichthyidae
Gene: g2e3
Product: G2/M-phase specific E3 ubiquitin protein ligase
Exons: 17
Coding region: 673-2826 (717 amino acids)
Cellular component (GO): nucleus
Molecular function (GO): ubiquitin-protein transferase activity
Source: RefSeq, a predicted model, not a curated record